AUGACUUCAUGAUUAUUCAUGAUUAUUAUUAUUAUUAAUUGUUUUUUUAAUAUUUCUCUCGAAUAUAUAAAUCUGAGUUCCUUCACAGAAUCGCGUUUGACAUAAUAUCAUUUGGUUUAGAUGCAAAAUCAAUGGGGCGUUCGGAAGAUGCAGAUUAUCAGACACCAUUGGUGCAUACUCAAGUCUCGGAGUCUUCUCUUAUCAGAACUGGGAAUGUAUGGACAGCAGUAGCACAUAUCAUAACAGGGGUGAUAGGAUCAGGGGUAUUAUCCCUAGCAUGGAGUAUGGCUCAGUUAGGUUGGAUUGCUGGUCCUUUGGCUAUGAUUUUAUUUGCCCUCGUAACCCUCAUGUCAGCAUUCCUUCUCUGCAACUGCUAUCUUACUCCGGACCCUGAAUAUGGACCUCACCGGAACAUCUCCUACCUCGAAGCUGUUCGCAAUUAUUUAGGGGAAAAGAAUGCCUUGGUGUGUAGCCUAUUUCUACAAGUGGGUCUGUUUGGGAUUGGUAUUGCAUAUACUGUCACAUCUGCUAUCAGCAUAAGAGCAAUUCUGAGUUCGAAGUGUUUCCACGUAGAAGGAAUUCUAGCCAACUGUGCAUAUGGAGAUGCUUCUUAUAUGCUAUUAUUUGGAGUUGUUCAAAUCUUAUUGUCACAACUACCUGAUAUGCAUAAUAUAAAAUGGCUAUCAGUUCUUGCUGCAAUCAUGUCUUUCACCUAUUCUUUCAUUGGUCUUGGACUUGGCAUUGCUAAAGUCAUAGGAGAUGGUUAUAUUAAGGGGAGUGCUACAGGUAUCUCAGCUUCUAGCACAGCUGAAAAAGUAUGGUCGAUAUCUCAAGCUAUAGGAGACAUUGCAUUCGCUUAUCCGUACUCCUUAAUUCUCAUUGAAAUACAGGAUACAUUGAAGUCGCCUCCAUCAGAAAACCAGACUAUGAAAAAGGCCUCGACCAUAUCAAUUGUUGCCACAACCAUCCUCUUCCUCGGCUGUGGAUGUUUUGGAUAUGCAGCCUUUGGCGAUGACACACCAGGGAAUCUCUUAACAGGAUUUGAAACUUACGGACCCCGUUGGCUUAUCCACUUGGCUAAUGCCUGUAUUGUGAUUCAUCUGGUUGGAGCUUAUCAGAUAUUCAGUCAGCCGCUCUUUGGAAAUGUUGAAAAAUGGUUCAUGAAGGAGUUCCCACACAACAGAUUUACAAAGGACGAUUACACGGUUAGACUUCCAUUGUUGCCUGCUUUCACACUACAUCCUCUCAGGCUGUGUUUCCGGACAACUUAUGUUGUCUUAACAACUGGAAUUGCAAUCAUAUUCCCUUACUUCAACCAGAUAUUGGGAGUGAUAGGAGGCAUGAACUUUUGGCCCUUGACCAUAUAUUUUCCAGUGGAGAUGUACUUGACGCAGAUGAAUAUUGAAGCCUGGACAGCAAAGUGGUUAAUGCUUCGAAUUUUCAGCAUUGUUUGCUUUUUUGUCAGAGUGUUUGCCUUGAUUGGGUCAUUCCAAGGACUAAUAACUGCAAAACUAAGCUAAGAGGCUACAGAAAUCUCCUUCAGAUGGGAUCAGGAACUCAUCUGAAGAAGAUACUAUGGCGAAUGAUCCUGGCCUAAACAAAACAAAUGUUACCUUGUCUAUAUUAUUAUCAGUAUUGUUGUUUCAGAUAAUCAAAAUGAACUAAUUGGUUCUGCUUGAUAUUAUUUUAAUGUGCAGAAACAUGAAAAUAACCAGCAAUGACCUGUAAGUUGUAAUUCUAAUUUCAUGUCAUUCGAAUAGGAAAAUGGAAUAUCAGCUGCUAGGAAACCAUCUUUGGAGAUAAAAA
Molecule: messenger RNA, 1806 nt
Organism: Ziziphus jujuba (common jujube)
Lineage: Eukaryota; Viridiplantae; Streptophyta; Magnoliopsida; Rosales; Rhamnaceae
Product: probable amino acid permease 7
Exons: 7
Coding region: 132-1520 (462 amino acids)
Cellular component (GO): plasma membrane
Source: RefSeq, a predicted model, not a curated record